AUGGCCCCUCCUGUGCACAAGUUGGAAAAGGAUUGGUUGGGCCCCGCGGUCGCUACGGCUUUGUUGCCGCCAUUGGAUAUUUCGUCACGUGAGCGUCAGGAUUUGGGUCGAGCCUUUCGGGUCUACAUGCCGGCUAUUCGUUCUCAGUAUAGCCUCAAUGUGGCUUACCAGGAGUGGGUCCGGCUGACGACUCUCUACACACACCAGCGCACGGAUGGCUGGAAUGCUGACCAUGAAGAGUUUUGCUGUCGAAAGGGGAGGAAGUUCCUAAUGUUCGGGGCAAAUGCUCUACUUUGAAGCGCUUGUACCGUUACGUCAAUGAUCUGGCGUGCCGUUCCGAGAAUUGGCUGAAUGGCAUUUGAAACACACGAGUGGCCAUUUGACGUCUCGUUCUUUGGAUCGGGAGGAUUAGGAAUAUAGAGUCGGGACGUGAGGACUAGAGGCGCUGUAGGAUUGGGUUUCGAUAGUUUGAUAGUGGUGGAUGCCGACCCCAGUCUUGUUAGUUAGUCCUACGACUUGAGAGCCGCAUGCCUUGGGGAGGUUGCAGUAAGGACUGAGUUCGGGUGCUUCUAGAGUAAGGUUGCCCUGUCCUCUUGGACUGGGACUGGACUAUGGUCCUUUUGGAUUGCACCCACUUAUACCUCGUGGGUGAAUUGAACGAAGAAUAGGUGGAUUAGAAUUGGACUACAGAGAUGACGAGUCAAAUGAGUCGACUGUCUUUUGACAUCGGUCUUUGUAUGAACUACAGGUCUCGAGACAGUCGCUUAAUUACUAGGUAAUAAAAGCUAG
Molecule: messenger RNA, 789 nt
Organism: Sphaeroforma arctica JP610
Lineage: Eukaryota; Ichthyosporea; Ichthyophonida
Exons: 2
Coding region: 1-297 (98 amino acids)
Source: RefSeq, a predicted model, not a curated record